Ochlerotatus camptorhynchus is the source of this 978-nucleotide messenger RNA. Its product is annotated as facilitated trehalose transporter Tret1-2 homolog. Gene Ontology annotation, cellular component: membrane. The record is from RefSeq and is a predicted model, not a curated record. Lineage: Eukaryota; Metazoa; Arthropoda; Insecta; Diptera; Culicidae. The transcript has a single exon. Gene Ontology annotation, biological process: transmembrane transport. The annotation marks the transcript as partial. Gene Ontology annotation, molecular function: transmembrane transporter activity.
ACACCUUCACUUCCAGUUGGCAUCCUGUACGUUUACAGCAUCGGACCGUACGUGGGAUACUACGCCUUCCAGUGGAUCUGCUGUGCAGUGCCGUUACUCUUCUUAGUUGUCUUCGGUUAUAUGCCGGAAACGCCACACUACUUUGUAUCCAAAGGGUUAUAUCAGCAAGCUGCGGCUUCGUUGAUGUAUCUCCGGGACGCUUCAGCCGAUGAAAUUCAACCCGACCUGCUAGCAAUCAAGAAGUUCCUACAAAGGGAUGAACAUAUCCAGAGCACCAACUCUCUGAAGAGCCUGUUCACCCAGCGGUCCAACCUGAAAGCGCUGACAAUCAGUUUCUGUCUGAUUUCGCUUCAACAGUGGACCGGAAUCGAUUGCAUCCUCUCGAACAGUGAGCUUAUCUUCGAGAAAGCGCAAAUAUCGCUAUCGGCAGAUGUGUCCACCAUUAUCAUGGGGGCGAUUCAAGUGGUUUGUUGUUGUGUGACGCUGCUAUUUGUGGACCGCGUCGGUCGGAAACCGGUCCUGAUGAGUUCCGCCUUGGGACUUUCAGUUGCACUGACCUUGCUGGGAGCCUUCUUUAUGAUGGAGCAAAUGAACGUGGACUCAAAGUACAUCGGAUGGAUUCCCUUGACGGGCAUGCUGGGGUUCAUAGCGAUCUUCAACUUUGGCUUCGGGCCGGUACCGUGGGCGAUAGCUUCAGAGAUUUUCGCACACGAUGUGAAAGCCAUUGGAAAUACGAUCAACGUGUCGGUUUCGUGGAUUUUGGACUUUCUGGCGUUGAGAUUCUUCCUGUUGAUUAGCGAAUCGUUCGGCUUCGAGUGGGCCUUCUGGAUGUUUGCGAUCAUCUGUGCGGUAGCCUUCGUGUUUACAAUGUUCUGUGUGGUGGAGACGAAAGGAUUGAGCCUGCAGGAGAUUCAAGAACGGUUGGGGAGAGUGUCGAAGCACGUGGAGGAUGGUGGAAGGGAGUCGUCGUUACAGUAA